Molecule: messenger RNA, 758 nt
Organism: Ornithodoros turicata
Lineage: Eukaryota; Metazoa; Arthropoda; Arachnida; Ixodida; Argasidae
Exons: 5
Coding region: 106-744 (212 amino acids)
Source: RefSeq, a predicted model, not a curated record
UCCAAAUGCGCGUGCGUAGCGAGGCGCGAGGCGCGAGCGCGGAACGCAAUGCGGAACGCUUGACAGUUUUGAGUUACGUUGCAAUUUGUAUUCCAUUGUUAAAGGAUGCCAUCAGUGAGCAGCACGGAUCUAAAAGGCUACUCGGACUAUCUUGUAGCAGCUUACAAGAUGCAGAGGCAGAAGUCUGUUUACGAAAAAACUGUAGCAGAAGUUGAGGAUCGGGUACUUAAGCAAGUAGAAGACGUUGCAGCACUUGAACGUGAAGCAGUUAGAAUUGAAUGGGAGCUUGAACAGGACGACAAGUGGAAUAAUCGAAGAGAGGCUGUGGCCGAAAUGAGACAGCUUAGUAAGCUUCCCACGGUUCUAGACGGACUGCUCGGUUUGAAAGGCAAACUAGAGGGAACCAUUGCCAAGGCCAAGAUUGAGUUCGAAAUUGAGUUCGAAAACACUGCAUAUCGGAAGCAAGAAGAGUGGGACGCGGCACUCGUGGGGAUUAUAGAUGCAUCCAAACGGGUGUGUGCAAACCCACGAGUCACUCAGUUCUGCAAAGUGGUUGACGAACUACUUGUAAUGGAGAGUACGCUGGAGGGGCUGAUCACGGAGUGUGACAUCUUAAAAGACAGAGUGGCUAAGCUGAUGCCAAUGGCAGCACUUUGGGCAGCUGGAAGCAGCUUGGAAGCAGCAGCAGCGACAAAUCUCCUUCGUGCACCUUCAAAGUUAUUUUCCGGUCAAAUGCUCGAAUAAAUGAGUUGAUCUGC